This is a messenger RNA of Acanthaster planci (crown-of-thorns starfish), 2278 nucleotides long. It is a transcript of the gene zfyve19, whose product is annotated as zinc finger FYVE-type containing 19. NCBI's taxonomy places the organism in Eukaryota, Metazoa, Echinodermata, Asteroidea, Valvatida, Acanthasteridae. Gene Ontology annotation, molecular function: metal ion binding; phosphatidylinositol-3-phosphate binding. Gene Ontology annotation, biological process: mitotic cytokinesis checkpoint signaling; abscission. The record is from RefSeq and is a predicted model, not a curated record. Gene Ontology annotation, cellular component: centrosome; cleavage furrow; midbody.
ACUAAAAAAUACAGACGCUGCACGCACGUACGUAGGCUAGGCAUGCAGUGCAUCAGCAAAUUAUCCAUAGCGUAAUGUCAUGAAUGUGGGCUUGUGCCUUUUCUGACUUAAAAUUCUGUUGGGCAACACAGGUUAUUGUUGAAAUGCGAGGAUGGAUGGCAAGUGUUUCAGUUGCACCGAAAAAUUUGGGAUUUUCAGAAGAGAGCACGGUUGUAAGAGUUGCGGGUUUGCCUUCUGCAGCAAAUGCCUAGAUCACUCCAUCGUGGUGCCAGGCAAGGGCCCGAAGGAACAGAGCGUGUGCAGCAAAUGCUACAAGCGGCUGACAGUUCCGCCCAGCAAUGAACCGGAGGAGGGAGAGAAGUGGACAUUGCCGGAAAACUUCAAAAAAAGAAUUGCUGCCCUGGCUAGCAAGCAAAAUGAGGAAUCCAGUGGCUCAUCCUCGUCGUCGUCCAAGAAGAAGGUGUUGACGUCGGCGAGGUCUGAGGACAGAGACAUUGCUGAGAGACUGGAGAGGUUGAAGGACGCCAGGAGGAAAAUGCGAGGCCGGACACUAUCCACUGAAGAAAUUGAGGACAGAUUGAAAAAGCUGAAGGGGGAACCAACCUCAUCUGAGGCAAGUGGCAGUCCGGCUGCAGCGCCACAUCAGCCGCCAGACCAGCGCACACCUCACGAGCAAACUCAAGACCUUCUGGCACAAAUGAAGGAGGAAGCUGCCAUCGAUGCUAAGAUGGAUGGCUCUGAAAUAAAUGUGAUGAUUCAGAGUUGCGUCAACACAGCUUGUGAAAAUGUUACCUUAUCACAUGAUAUACAAAUUACAAAACUCCAAAGGGGCAGGGUUAACUCACAAACGGCCAUAGGUCAAUUGACUACAACCUGUCACACAAUGGACCAUGAUUUUGAAUCGACAGAAGGUGGCAGGGGACCCAGCAGUGGUGAGAAGAUGGAGGUUGAUGAGGAACAGGAUGAGGAGGAAGCCUCCAACAGACUCAUCAAACAGCUCCUUGAACAGGAUAAGUUGGAAGCAACGACGGGGGCACUUGGCUAUGCGUCACAGGACAGCCAGCCUCAGUCAACAGCGACAUCUACGCAGAAGUCUUUCCAUGGUGGAAGUGCUCCAGACCCAGAUGAGUUGCCAUGGUGCUGCAUCUGUAACGAAGACGCCACCCUGAGAUGCCACGGAUGUGAUGAUGACCUCUACUGCAAAAGAUGCUUCAGGGAGGGCCAUGAUGGAUUUGAUUUGAAAGACCACCAAACGUCGAGCUACCGGCCACCCAGGCCUGGCAAAAGAUGACUGAUGUAACGGUUACUAUGAUGCCUACCGACAUAAGAAAUGUUUUAGCAGCUUAUGAUCAAUGCAUAAUUCCGCCUUGCAUAGUAGUUAAUAUAGAGUGAGCUAUAAUAUAGUGUAUGUAAAUGUUGGCCUACAUGUGUAUGAUAAUCAUAGCCAAACAACGUAUGGAAGAAGAAUAGUUUGCCUGGGACAGGGUGGGAAUGGGGGUAGGGGAAAUGCUCUGUUCUGAAUUUAUGUGGGAUGGAUUUUAAGGGAUGGUAUAGAUGGGCAGUUCCACAAAAAAGUGAAAAAAAGUGUCAGUAAAUCUUUGGAAAAGUGUGAUUCUGAUACUGAGCUCCUUAUUUUUCACAAUUCAUACAUGAAACAAUUUUAAAAAAUGGAAGUGGUAAUUUCAGGUGGUUAAACAUUACGUUUUUACUUUCGCUUUUUGAAAGCCUCUUUUAACCCUAACCCCCUUGGGUGUAUGUAAAAUUCAUAUUGAAAUUGGAAGAUGUGGGACUGUUAGGGUUUAUUUUGAAUUAUAAUGAUCUAGUGACAGUGAUCGUGGUAACAGAAUAACACAUUUCCACUUUUCUGGUGGAAUUACCGAGUUGUAAUCAAAUUGGUCACAAGUCAGAUCACAGUUUACAUUGGAUAAGUUGUGAAAGCAUGCCAGUGUUUAUUUGGACAGAUCUCUUGGUUUGAUGAAAUGUGGUUGAAUACUUGACUUCUGAUGACUUGUCUGUGGGCAUACCUAGUAUGAUCAGUGUGGAACCCAUCAAGGACCGACUGUAUUUGUAGUAGUAAUGUUACGUUCUCAUGUCCUAAGCAGUCAGGGCACCGCUAAGUAAUGAAUAAAGGUGCGAAUAACCGUUGAAAAGGGUUACUUAGCAGCCUAAAAUGAGUUACAUCUUCCUUCAUUUCCCAGGUUUUUAUUGCCCAUUUUCUUUUUUUAUUGAACAAUACUAACAAUUUUAAAAAUUAUUUGCCCUCCAGGUAUGUCAUGGG